AUGGAUAUGGACCAUAUGCAUCAUGACCCCGGCCUGGGCAUGGAGACAAAUUAUGCCUUUGCCCGGGGAUACUGGUACUCCAUCGCCGGCGUUGUCGGCGCUCUCGCUGUCGUCCGCGGCAUCAACUAUCUCGAUGCUCGACAGAGACUAAAAGCAUGUCGCGACCCCUCAGUCGAUCAUCCUACCCGACCUCAUGGCCCUCUUAGCCAGGCUUGGGCCACAGCAACCGCCAUCAUCCGCGAGAUGGGCCAUCCACAGUACUACAUCCGCCUCCGCGGUCUCCAAUGGGCUACACCACUUCCUCUUGGCCGAAUAUGGGUUCUUGCUUGCUACUGGGCUGUCAUCGUCUACCUCAUGAGCUGGAAGGUCUCCAAGAACGACGUAUACUACUGGGAGCGCAUCGGAUAUCGCAACGCCUGGGUAACUCUCACGCAGUUCCCGCUACUAUACCUUCUCUCGACAAAAGUCAACGUCAUCGGCUUCCUCAUUGGCACCAGUCACGAAAGGCUCAACUGGCUGCAUCGCUGGGUUGCGCGAACCAUGUUUGUCACAGCGACGGUCCACGGCUUUCACUUCUGGACCAUGUGGGUUCGCGCCGAGUUUCUCGACUACGCCCUUGAGAUCAUGCCUCUGGUCAAGUACGGACUCGCAGCUUGGGCGAUACUACUCUGGAACGUUGUUACAGGCAUCGUGCCUAUUCGGAGGCUUUCAUACGAGAUUUGGGUUGCUCAGCAUGUCCUGACCAGCAUCAUCAUGCUGUGGUUGUUACACAAGCAUAUCCCUGCAAACGCCCGGUGGUUGCUAUGGAUGAGCAUCUCGUUUCUUGUGUUUGACCGCGCCAUGAGAUGGAUACUCUUACUUUGGCAGAAUGUCCGCAUUCGAUCCAAUGGGUCAGCUUGCCAGGGGAUGAAGCAUCUAGGACAUCGGGUGGCUGCCCGGGUUGUUGGGCCUUCAACAACUGUCAUCACGAUCAAGGAUGUUCACUUUGAGUGGAAAGCUGGCCAGCACAUUUACCUCUGGCUUCCUCGCUUGGGACCAUUUGAGGCCCAUCCUUACACCAUCGCUUGCGCACACAAGAUAGAGGGCACAUGCUGCUGCAACAGCAUACAGCUGGUCGUCCGGGCGCAUAACGGCUUCUCGAAACGAAUUCACCAAUACGCGACCAAGAAUCCAUCAUCAGAGCUCACGGGCUUCGUGUCAGGGCCCUACGGUGUUCCUCCACGAUGGGACAUUUUCGAGACGCUGGUGCUCAUCGGGGCAUCAACCGGAGCGAGCUUUGUUGUUCCCAUUCUUGAAUGCGUGGCCGACGCACAAAAGGCCAAUUGUACGCGAAGAGUAGAGGUCGUGUUGGUUGCCAGAACAUCAGAGGAGAUCCAGUAUUACGUCGAGAGGGCCGAGGAAGCAGGGCGAAUGGUGAGGGCCAAGGGCGUGACAGUGAGCAUCCACGUUGCAAUAACAGGAGCCAGUAAACCCAUUGCUUCACCGGAGCCUCAAAGCCAAAGCGACUCGGACGAGAUCCAGCCUACAAAGACAGGCUGUUGCUGCAGCGCGCCGUCAGAAAAGACGCCCGACGAAAAGGCAUGUUCCAGCGACUCCUCAGCAACGCCAGAUCUCAUGCGCCAAUACACGAGUCGACCUGAUAUCGAGGCCCUGAUCCGUGAACCCGUGGAGCAGGCCUGGGGCGAGACGGGGGUGGUUGUCUGCGGCGGGCGAGAGAUUGUUGCACGGACGAGGAAUUGCGUGAGCCGCUUAAGCGACGAGAGGGCGGUGCACAAGGGGACAGGGGCUCAGGGAAUUGGAUUGCAUGUUGAAGAAUACUCGUUCUAA
Molecule: messenger RNA, 1827 nt
Organism: Fusarium keratoplasticum
Lineage: Eukaryota; Fungi; Ascomycota; Sordariomycetes; Hypocreales; Nectriaceae
Product: FAD-binding FR-type domain-containing protein
Exons: 2
Coding region: 1-1827 (608 amino acids)
Biological process (GO): iron ion transport; intracellular iron ion homeostasis; copper ion import
Cellular component (GO): plasma membrane
Molecular function (GO): ferric-chelate reductase activity
Source: RefSeq, a predicted model, not a curated record